CGCCGCCCAUCCACCCCAGUGCCUCCUCCCGGCGUCCGCUACUCCAGCACCCCCCCCCACGGCACUCGGCCGUGCCGCAUCCAGGCCUCCCUCCCUCCCUCCCUCUCCCUCUCCUCCCGGGCUUCCUGCAUCCAGGAGAAGGGCGUCCGCUCCAGUUGGCAGCAGUAGGUAUCCCUUGCCGGCGGCGGCGGGGAGCCGGCCAUGGCGACUAAGCAGCCGGCCGCUUCGACAUCCGGCGCGGCCAUGUCCAUGAAGGAGUACCUCAAGAGGUACCAAUCCGACGACGCCCAGGGCAAGGCCAAGAAGAAGAAGAAGAAGCCCAAGCCCGCGGCCGCCUCCGCCGGGGGAGGGGGAGGGGUGCUCAUCGUCGAUGAGGACCCGACGUGGCAGAAGCCCGUGCAGAUCGAGGAGGAGCCCCCGUCGUCCGGGGAUGAGAAGCCGCUGGUUGAUGAGGACAUCGAGGUCAAGCGGAUGCGACGCCUGGAGGCCAUACGUGCGGCGCGGCCGUACAAUGCUAUCGCUGAGGACGGCAGUGGGUGGGUCACCGUUGCCGCCCCAGAGGAGCCCAAUGGCUGCCGCCGCCGAAAUGACACGCCCUCACCAGAGCGUGGGGGUGCUGGAAGGAAGGAUCUGUCUCCUCCACGGCGGAGGCAGCGCCAGGAUACACCCUCGCCUGACCCUAGAGACGCUGUGGGUAAGGAUCUGUCGCCACCGAGGCAGAGACGAAAACGACAAGACACACCGUCGCCAAAGGGCAAUGAGAUAGCAGCACAGGAUGAUUUGUCACCACCGCGGAAGUCUAGGCAGCAACAGGACUCCUCUCCUCCACGCAGACUUGCUCGCCAUGACUCCGAGGAUCCCCAGGACCUUUCACCACCUCGGAGACGUACAAGGCAUGAUUCAGAGGAGCCACAGGACCUCUCGCCACCACGGAGGCGCGUGAGGCAUGACUCGGAGGAGCCAAAAGACCUCUCGCCACCACGGAGACGCGUGAGGCAUGACUCGGAAGAGCCCAAAGACCUCUCGCCACCACGGAGACGCACGAGGCAUGACUCUGAGGAGCCCAAAGACCUCUCGCCACCAAGGAGGCGCACGAGGCAUGACUCGGAGGAGCCCAAAGACCUCUCGCCACCUUGUAGACGAAUGCGUCAUGGCUCUCAUGAGCCCAAGGACAAAUUGCCGCGACAGAAACGGCAGUCUUUAGAUAAGAGCCUUGAUGAUGGAGACAUUUCACCACCAAGGAAGAGUAAGAAGGAAGUACCUCCGAAGGAUGUUAGGAGAGCUGGGCUGAUGACAGCAGAGGAAGUUAAAGAGGAUAUCAGGAAGAUUAAGGAGGAUGAGAGGCUCAAGUUUGCUGCACAGGAUCCCUCAAUGAUUGGGAAAGGGGCAAAAGCAGUAUUCCGAGAUAAACAAGGAAAACGGAUAAGUGAAGAAGAUAUGAAGAAGGCAAAGGAAGACACGAAACCAAAGGAAAUACAUAUAGAAUGGGGUAAAGGGUUGGUGCAGAAGCGAGAAGCUGAGGCUAGAUUACAUGAGCUUGAAGCUGAGAAGAGUAAGCCAUUUGCACGGACAAGGGAUGACCCUGAGCUUGACACCAUGCUAAAAAAUAGAAUCCGCUGGGGUGAUCCUAUGGCUCAUCUUGUCAAGAGAAAUGAUACCGACCUCCUUCUGGAGGACUUGGGAGACAAUGAAAAGAUGAAAGAAUCUGGCUUCAUAGUUCCCCAAAAUAUACCUAGUCACAGCUGGCUGAAACGUGGUGUAGAUCCUCCUCCAAACCGAUAUGGCAUAAAACCUGGUCGUCACUGGGACGGGGUGGAUCGCAGCAAUGGAUUUGAGAAAGAUAUGUUUAAGCUAAAGAACGAGAAGCAAGCAACGGAGCAAGAGGCUUACCUAUGGUCUGUCUCAGAUAUGUGAACCACUGAACUGCUGCUGUUCAAAGCCAAGGAGGCUUGUGUGUCUUGUUUGAUGGAAGUGUGGCUGUACUACUAUAACGUGCUUGGAAGGAAGCAAAGCCUCUGGCGUAAUGCCAUCAGCGGAAAACUGAAUAGCACUAUGGGCUUGGAAACUCAAAUGUAGUAUAACUUUUGCUGUGCCUUUAUUGAAAUAUUUUGGGCAUUUUCCAUUAGCCACUUUUAAACAUUUUGUAACAUCGAUGAAUAUCUUUACUCGGAAUGAGAGGUUGAUGAUCAUUUAUAGAAAAAAAUGCAUUAUACGCAGAUCUGUAUGUGUAGAUGGUAGUCAGGCACAAAGUUUUACCGGUGAGAAUUUUCUGUUCUGCAAUUUUUAAACAUAUCGUGGUAUAUGUGUCUGCACUGCCUCCGU
Messenger RNA from Oryza brachyantha (malo sina), 2322 nucleotides. Its product is annotated as BUD13 homolog. The record is from RefSeq and is a predicted model, not a curated record. The transcript has 9 exons. Gene Ontology annotation, molecular function: RNA binding. Bases 202 to 1914 code for a protein of 570 amino acids. Gene Ontology annotation, cellular component: U2-type spliceosomal complex; RES complex. Lineage: Eukaryota; Viridiplantae; Streptophyta; Magnoliopsida; Poales; Poaceae. Gene Ontology annotation, biological process: mRNA splicing, via spliceosome.